AACCAGGAGACCAGGAGUGGCUGACCACCCCCGCCCACCCCGCCCCCGGCCGGCAGGGACGGACUGAGCAGGGCUGCUCCUGGACAUCGGGCCGUCCGCAUGGCAGCCUUCCUCUCCGCAGGCCUUGGGGUACUUGCAGCCUCCGAGACCUACCCCCUGCCCAUGAGCAGCUCCAGCUGGGAGCCCCGGCUGGUUUCUCCGUUCCCAUCAGGCCUUUCCACUGGCUCCACAGGGGCCCAAGCCAUGGGUGAGCCCACCGGGCAGGGCCCCAAGAACCCGCACGUGUCCAGCGUGACGGUCCAGCUGGAGAUGAAGGCUCUGUGGGAGGAGUUCAACCAGCUGGGCACAGAGAUGAUCGUCACCAAGGCAGGCAGGAGGAUGUUCCCCACCUUCCAGGUGAAGAUCCUGGGCAUGGACUCGCUGGCUGACUACGCCCUGCUCAUGGACUUCGUGCCCCUUGAUGACAAGAGAUACAGGUACGCCUUCCACAGCUCGGCCUGGCUGGUGGCUGGCAAGGCGGACCCGGCCACGCCCGGCCGUGUGCACUUCCACCCCGACUCACCGGCCAAGGGUGCGCAGUGGAUGCGCCAGAUCGUGUCCUUUGACAAGCUCAAGCUGACCAACAACCUGCUGGACGACAAUGGCCACAUCAUUCUCAACUCCAUGCACCGCUACCAGCCCCGCUUCCACGUGGUCUUCGUGGACCCACGCAAGGACAGCGAGCGCUAUGCCCAGGAGAACUUCAAGUCCUUCGUGUUCACGGAGACCCAGUUCACGGCAGUGACGGCGUAUCAGAACCACCGGAUCACGCAGCUGAAAAUCGCCAGCAACCCUUUCGCCAAGGGCUUUAGAGAGAGUGACCCGGACUCCUGGACCGCAUCUGCACAGCCCCUGACCAGCGUCCCCGCCCGGAGUCGCAGCAGCCUCGGGCCCUGCCUGCUGAGGGGCUCCGCAGAGCAGGAGAAAGAUCCCAACAAAGCUCCAGCUUCCACCUCCAGGAGCCCUGCUCGGCUCCACCACCAGCUGCUGGCCACCCCUGAGGCUCUGCUGGCCCCCGCCACCUACCGGGCCCUCGCCUAUCAGGACCUGUACCCUGGAGCCUCAAGCUCUCUUGGAAUCCCAAGGGCCCGGCCGACGCCAUAUCCCCUCCCCAAUAUCCAGGCUGACAGGGAUCAGGGGGGCCUGCCCCUCCCGGCUGGGAUGGGGCUCCUGGCCCCCACUGCCACCUGCCUGAGGUCACACCAGGACACUCAGUGAUGAUGGGUACCCUUUGGACACAGUCCUCUUACCCUGGACCCCACGCCCUCCAGCCUCACCUCUGCAGAGACGCCUGCCCUUCCCAAGGAGAGCAGUGAACACAGAAGCCCAGAGGGGGAGGCUACCUGCCCAGAAUCUCAGCAAGGCUGGGAUGGUGCCAGGCUAGGACCAGGCCUCCUACCUCCCGACCUGUCCCCUUCUGCCUUGGGGGUGACUCCUCCAGACCCUGCUCCCCCUCUUCCUUACCCCAAACAUUAAACCAUUUGGCACGGGUGGUCAGAGCGCUUCUGUCCUCAGGGCUGAGGGUGGAGAGCCUCAGGGACACUCCAAUGCCAGAGCCUGGGCUGCAGACACCCCAAAGCUCUCCCAGUGCCACCGGCAUCCCUGGAAGCACAGUGAUGGUAAAGGUGGUGACACCAGCAGGGGCAGGGCUGGGUGGGAGGCGGAGUUCCUGCUCCCUACCUGUGUGCCCGGAUGAGGACUGAACUGCAGCUCAGAGAGGUACCUGCUCAAGUCAAGGUUUGAUGACACCUGCCACUCAACGUCCAGGUGCUGUGCACAGGUUGGGGUCGUCUGGUCGAGGGUUACAGAACCACCAGAGGCAAUGGCCACGUGGGCCACGAUCGGGUCGGGGAGGGACUUGAGAAUCUGAUAGAGACUUGAGAGCUUCUAGCCCAGUGGUUCUCGACCUUCCUAAUGCC
Myotis davidii is the source of this 1958-nucleotide messenger RNA. It is a transcript of the gene TBX10, whose product is annotated as T-box 10. Gene Ontology annotation, biological process: positive regulation of DNA-templated transcription; regulation of transcription by RNA polymerase II; cell fate specification. The record is from RefSeq and is a predicted model, not a curated record. Gene Ontology annotation, cellular component: nucleus. Gene Ontology annotation, molecular function: DNA-binding transcription factor activity, RNA polymerase II-specific; RNA polymerase II cis-regulatory region sequence-specific DNA binding. The transcript is spliced from 8 exons. Lineage: Eukaryota; Metazoa; Chordata; Mammalia; Chiroptera; Vespertilionidae. Bases 100 to 1257 code for a protein of 385 amino acids.